Molecule: messenger RNA, 447 nt
Organism: Exophiala bonariae
Lineage: Eukaryota; Fungi; Ascomycota; Eurotiomycetes; Chaetothyriales; Herpotrichiellaceae
Exons: 1
Coding region: 1-447 (148 amino acids)
Source: RefSeq, a predicted model, not a curated record
AUGAACGAAGCCAUGAGCGAAAAAUCAGAAACCGUGCGCAAAGACCUGGGAGCCAUGAAUAAGGCGAGGCGCAAUGACGAUUACAAAAACAGAGUAGACGAUCGCAAAGAUACCAUAAUCAUGUGGGUCAUGUGGGAAAGUCUCUCAGCAAAGAUAGUUGCGCAUUUUGUGGAUAGUCGCGAGUUUCGACAUGCUCAGGCUCAUGUUUAUGAUGACAAACACCGAGACCGAAAAAUCGAGAGGAUUGCUCAUCAAUUCUUGGCGGAUAUCGAGAUGGCGGCUCGGGAAGUCGAGAUUGCCGCCGAUGACAUCCAGAUGGAUAUUGAAGCAAAUGCUCGGCAAAUUAAGAUCGACAUCGCGACGGAAGGCGACAUAAAUUCCCGAGUGGUCAAUCAAUAUCGCAUCAAAGUCCUGUUCAUUGAAACAAAAAAGGACCUGCAAAUUUGA